CGGCGAGAACUAAACAGGUCACCCGGCUUGAUCGCAAAGCAUGCAAUCUCUGUCACACACAAGCUAGCGUAGCAAACAGACCUUCAGAGGCUACAACAUUUUUUUCAGUUUAGACGUUUCCUUUAAUGUUAGUCUUUUACAGCCUCGCUACACCUUUUUCUGUUUAAUUAUAGACCCAGCACACCGGAGGAACCAGGAUGGAGUGGCAGCCAGACGAACAGGGUCUGCAGCAAGUGCUUCAGCUGCUCAAAGAUUCCCAGUCCCCAGACACGGCCACUCAGAGAGCUGUGCAAGAAAAACUGGAGCAACUUAACCAGUUUCCUGACUUCAACAACUAUCUCAUCUUUGUCCUCACAAGCCUCAAGUCUGAGGAUGAACCCACUCGGUCUCUCAGUGGUCUGAUUUUGAAGAAUAAUGUGAAAGCUCACUAUCAGAAUUUCCCCCCCAACGUGGCUGACUUCAUCAAGCGGGAAUGCCUCAACAACAUUGGAGAUCCUUCGCCGCUUAUUAGAGCUACAAUUGGGAUUUUGAUCACAACUAUAGCUUCUAAAGGAGAGCUGCAAACUUGGCCAGAACUCUUGCCUCAACUUUGUAAUUUGCUAAACUCUGAGGACUAUAACACUUGCGAGGGCUCUUUUGGAGCACUCCAGAAGAUCUGUGAGGAUUCCUCUGAGCUGUUGGACAGCGACGCUCUAAACAGACCCCUCAACAUCAUGAUCCCUAAAUUUCUCCAGUUCUUUAAACACUGCAGCCCUAAGAUCAGGUCCCAUGCUAUUGCUUGUGUGAACCAGUUCAUCAUUGGGCGAGCUCAGGCUCUGAUGGACAACAUUGAUACUUUUAUUGAGAGUCUGUUUGCGCUGGCUGGUGAUGAAGAUAGUGAAGUGAGGAAGAACGUUUGCAGGGCUCUGGUCAUGCUGCUGGAAGUCCGCAUCGAUCGUCUCAUCCCACACAUGCACAGCAUCAUUCAGUACAUGCUACAACGGACUCAGGACCCAGAUGAAAACGUGGCUCUGGAAGCCUGUGAGUUCUGGCUCACUCUGGCUGAACAGCCUAUCUGUAAAGAGGCCCUGUCUGGUCACCUGGUUCAAUUGAUUCCUAUCCUGGUGAAUGGGAUGAAAUACUCUGAGAUAGACAUUAUUCUUCUAAAAGGUGAUGUUGAGGAGGAUGAGACGAUCCCAGACAGCGAGCAGGACAUCAAGCCUCGCUUCCACAAAUCUCGCACCGUGACUCUGCAACACGAGGGAGGGGAGGGCGAGGAGGGGGAGGACAUAGACGAGGAUGAGGAUGAUGAUGACGACACGCUGUCUGACUGGAAUCUUCGAAAGUGCUCGGCUGCAGCUCUGGACGUUCUGGCCAACGUCUUCCGUGAGGAGCUGCUUCCCCAUCUCCUGCCUCUGCUCAAAGGCCUGCUGUUCCACCCUGACUGGGUCAUCAAGGAGUCUGGCAUCUUGGUGUUGGGGGCCAUUGCUGAAGGCUGCAUGCAGGGAAUGGUGCCAUACUUGCCAGAGCUCAUUCCACAUCUCAUCCAGUGCUUAUGUGACAAGAAGGCUCUGGUGCGCUCCAUUGCCUGCUGGACUCUCAGUCGCUAUGCCCACUGGGUGGUCAGCCAGCCCCCUGAUAAUCACCUCAAGCCCCUCAUGACAGAGCUGCUUAAACGCAUCCUGGAUGGAAACAAAAGGGUGCAGGAGGCAGCAUGCAGUGCUUUCGCCACCCUGGAGGAGGAGGCAUGUACAGAGCUGGUGCCUUAUCUGAGCUUCAUCCUGGACACGCUGGUAUUUGCUUUCGGGAAAUAUCAACACAAGAACUUGCUGAUUCUCUAUGAUGCCAUAGGAACGUUGGCCGAUUCUGUGGGACACCACCUCAACCAACCUGAGUACAUUCAGAAGCUGAUGCCGCCUCUGAUAGCAAAAUGGAACGAGCUGAAGGAUGAGGACAAGGACCUCUUUCCUCUGCUUGAGUGCCUGUCGUCUGUUGCCACUGCGCUGCAGAGCGGCUUCCUCCCGUACUGCGAGCCUGUGUAUCAGCGCUGUGUAACCCUGGUCCAGAAGACGUUGGCUCAGGCCAUGAUGUAUAGUCAGCAGCCGGACCAAUAUGAGGCACCAGACAAGGACUUCAUGAUUGUGGCCCUAGACCUGUUAAGCGGCUUGGCUGAGGGGCUUGGGGGCCACGUGGACACAUUGGUGGCUCGCAGCAAUAUUAUGACGCUGCUGUUCCAGUGCAUGCAAGAUACAAUGCCAGAGGUGAGGCAGAGUUCCUUUGCCCUGCUGGGUGACCUGACCAAGGCUUGCUUCCCUCAUGUCAAACCAUGCAUUGCUGAAUUUAUGCCAAUCCUUGGAACAAAUCUGAACCCAGAGUUCAUCUCUGUGUGCAACAACGCCACCUGGGCUAUAGGGGAGAUCUGCAUGCAGAUGGGUUCGUGCCUUCAGCUUUGCAUUACCGUGACGUUCUUAUUCAACAAUGAGAUCUCAAGACCUUGUUCUCUAUUCCUUCCAUCAGGAGUGGAGAUGCAGCCAUACAUAGCUAUGGUUCUAAACCAGCUAGUUGAGAUCAUUAACCGACCAAACACACCCAAAACUCUGCUGGAGAACACAGCCAUCACCAUCGGCAGACUGGGCUACGUUUGCCCUCAGGAGGUCGCUCCCAUGCUGCCGCAGUUUAUCCGACCGUGGUGUACGUCACUGCGCAACAUCCGAGACAACGAGGAGAAAGACUCUGCUUUCCGUGGGAUUUGCAUCAUGAUCGGCGUGAACCCUGGAGGUGUGGUGCAGGAUUUCAUCUUCUUCUGUGAUGCUGUGGCCUCCUGGGUGAAUCCUAAAGACGAUCUGAGAGACAUGUUCUACAAGAUCCUGCAUGGCUUCAAGGAGCAGGUCGGGGAGGAGAACUGGCAGCAGUUUUCCGAGCAGUUCCCUCCACUGCUGAAGGAGAGACUGGCAGCCUGCUAUGGUGUUUAGGUUCUCGACACCCAACCAAGAGGUGAGCCAGCAGGAGGAGGGUGAAUGGGAAACUCAUCCAUCUGUGUAUUGCACGGCCCUGAUCUGGGGGGAGGGAGAGGGACGCUUUUUGCCACUCCCCCGAUGGACGGCCCCCACGCCCUAUGUGUUUGUCCAUAGCGGGAGGGAGGGCGGGCGGGUGGGAGGGAGGGACGGGGGGGACACCUCUAGAUUAACUAGGCAGGGACCCGACACAGGAAAAAAAACAAACUAACUGUUAGGGACAGAUAGAGGGGGGAAGACAGAGAUGAAGAGACCAGCUGGGAGAAAGAGAGCAGCGCAGAGAAAAGUUCAGGGAAAGACUGGGAGGGGAUUCACUGACGAGGCAGGGUAGAACAAGCGAGAGAAGGGUUGUUUCUUGCCUGGAAUCACUGGGACAGCUAGGCUUUUUAAACGAGUAGCUGGUAGCCCGACAGACUUAAGCUGACGCUCAUAAUAAUGCACAUGUAGUGCAUGGGACAGACUGUGGGUGGCACUGCAGUUAUGACUUUAACAGACCUACUACAAGUAGUUAGGGACAGACAGGUAAAAACUCUAUAAUAACUUAAUUUACGGGGGAAUAGGAUUUUAAUAUCACAUACUCCAUCUGUGCUCGCCCAAUUCUGCUUAUCUGUAAGAUGAUCAUCUAUGUUUCCUACCUUUCAUUCUUACCAGAGUGCUGCUUUACAGAGCUAUCUUCUAUCACACAUAUUGCUGUCUACAUUUUUCUUUCUACCUGUUUGAACGAGAGGGAAAAAAGCAGGGAAACCGUUUUUCUGCUGAAAACCAUUCCUCUGGGACGGGGGAUUAGGGCUAACACAUCAGUUUUCUGACCAGAGUGUGAGGAAAUCGUAAAAACAACAAAAAAAAAAACAGAAAAAAAUCGCAUCCUUAGUUUCGUCUCCAAGGUUCGGCUCGUCGCGUGUGUGCAUGUUGCAAGUGUGUAAAUCCUGAUUUUGGCAUUCUUUAACAGUGUGAAAUGUGUAUUAUUAUUAUUAUUUUCCUUUUGUUUUGUAUUUGUUUCUGGACAUGGUACCGAGCUAAAACUUGACUCCCCACCGCAAUGUCCUUGGCACCUGUUAACUGUGACCAAGUGUUUGUGUGCGUGUGCAUGUGACUCCUGAGUGUGUGUGCGUGUGUAAAUGUCUGUCUACAGUCGUAUUGAUAUCCAUUUGAUGCCAUAAUGAUAUCUUUAGUAAAGUGAUUGGUUGUUAUCUUUAUAAUGUUUUAUAAUUGGUCUUUUAUUGUUUGUUUUUUUUUGCUGCUACUGAUGAGUUUUGUUUCUGUAGUGAACUAAAAUUCACACACUUAACACAAAAAUUGAAUCAAUGCUAUAUUCAGUGACUGUUAAGUUUUUUUUUUUGCACUUUUUAUUUUAUUCUGUUUUUUUUAUUUGUACGUUUUAUUUUAUUUUUUAAACCUCACCCAUAUGAUAUGUCUUGACCCUAAUGUCAGUGUUUGUCAUACUGUGUUGCACUGUGAAAUUAAGUGUCUUUGACUGGCAAAAAUAUUUCAAUACUAAAUGGCAAAUAAAAGCGACUUUGUGAAACUGCGACUAAUCCGCACUUUUACAAUGACUAA
Molecule: messenger RNA, 4550 nt
Organism: Cyprinodon tularosa
Lineage: Eukaryota; Metazoa; Chordata; Actinopteri; Cyprinodontiformes; Cyprinodontidae
Gene: tnpo2b
Product: transportin-2
Exons: 23
Coding region: 198-2951 (917 amino acids)
Biological process (GO): protein import into nucleus
Cellular component (GO): nucleus; cytoplasm
Molecular function (GO): small GTPase binding; nuclear import signal receptor activity
Source: RefSeq, a predicted model, not a curated record